Messenger RNA from Piliocolobus tephrosceles (Ugandan red Colobus), 1034 nucleotides. RefSeq names its product ciliary microtubule inner protein 4 (gene CIMIP4). The record is from RefSeq and is a predicted model, not a curated record. The coding region runs from base 398 to 985 and encodes 195 amino acids. Lineage: Eukaryota; Metazoa; Chordata; Mammalia; Primates; Cercopithecidae. The transcript is spliced from 6 exons.
ACUUCCCAGCAACCAUCCAUUGGUCUUUACCAGUAGUUCUGCAGCGGCUAUCUGCACUCCUGGGCUUCAGCACACAUCAGUGUGGUUCACAUGUUUCCUGCUGUUAUGAAAGAGAUUGGAGAGGACGAAGCUUGGAAUUGCCUGUCGCACAGCAAGAGGCUAUGGAGCUGGGCCACCGAGCAGGGCCCACCUGAACAACAAGGAGGGCCAGCAGGACUUGGACCCCUGGAAAACGGCCUGCAGUUCCUUGGACACCUCCAAGUUCAAGAACCAGGGUCUGUGGUCACCACAGCCCCUGCCCCGGGGAGCCAGCACUCAAGGCCACUCCCUAGGGUGGUGCCACUCGAAGGAGAUUCUCCCUCCACCUCCGACUGCUGCCAGCAGGGAUUCUCUGGGGAUGGACCCACAGUCCAGGUCCCUGAAGAACGGGGGCUCUCGAUCCUCCUCAAGAGAGAGCAGGGCCACCUCGGGAGAGGAGACUCAGCCGUGCCAGGGGACGGAUGACGUUCCCAGCUUGGGGGCCCAGGACCAGAGGAGCACGCCCACGAACCAGAAGGGCAGCAUCAUUCCUAAUAACAUUCGCCACAAGUUUGGGAGCAACGUGGUGGACGAGCUGGUCUCCGAGGAGCAGGCUCAAAGGGCUAUUGAUGAAGUCUUCGAGGGCCAGAAGACGGCAAGCUCAUGGCCCAGCAGGACCCCGAAUCCUGUGGAAAUCUCCUCCGUCUUCUCAGACUACUAUGAUCUCGGCUACAACAUGCGGUCAAACUUGUUUCAAGGGGCUGCUGAGGAGACAAAGAGCCUCAUGAAGGCUUCCUACACACCAGAGGUCAUUGAGAAAUCAGUUAGGGACUUGGAACACUGGCAUGGCAGGAAGACGGAUGAUCUGGGACGGUGGCACCGGAAAAAUACUAUGAACCUAAACUUGCAGAAAGCACUGGAAGAGAAAUAUGGAGAAAACAGCAAAUCUAAGAGCUCAAAGUACUAGAUUUGACACAGUAGAGGUGUCUUCUACUCAAAUAAAGUGCUAACAAUAA